AACCAAGCUGAAUAAGACUCCUGCGGACAGCAUGGCCCUGUCCCUUUGUCUCCCUCUGUUGGCUGUGCUCCUGCAGCCUGCUGCAUCUCUUUACAACUGCUCGUCUCAGUACGAAAGGACCCCUGACAACUCAGACAUAAUAGUUGAGUGUGGCACACAUACAAUCACCCUGGAGAUCAACCUGUGUACGGCUCAAUGGGCAGGCUUCAAUGCCUCUAACUUGGCACUCAAUGGGAACCACAACAACACACAAUGCCAGGGGUCUGUGGACGACAGUGUGGACCCUCCAAUCAUCCGGUACCAGCUUCCUGUUAACAACAGUCAGGAUAAUCCUUGCCGCCAGUCCCUGCAGAUUGUGGAUGAAGCCCCGGAUCCAUCAGGCCCCUUCAGUAGCUUCUCAAGUAUCCAGUCAGUUAUCAUCACAGGAUACGUUGAUACCCCCAGAUCUGAUGUCGGGUUGAUCAGCUACUCAACAGACCUCUAUUAUCAUUUCUCCUGUCGUUACCCUCUGGAAUAUCUGAUCAACAACACAGAAAUUGUUGCCUCCUCAGUCUCGGUGGCAACUAGUGAAAACAAUGGAACCUUCAUUGAUACACUCAAAAUGGGUGUUUAUAAUGAUUCUGACCAUAUCUAUCCAUUGGUAGUGCCCUCAACAGGACUUGAGCUACGAACCAGGAUCUUUGUGGAGGUCAAGGCUGUGAACCUCACAGGAAAUUUCCAUUUGCUGCUGGAUCACUGUUUUGCGACUCCCACUCCUUACAACAUGUCUCAGAGUGAGCAGCACAACUUUUUCACUGGAUGUUCAGUCGAAGACAGGACAACUAUGACCAACAACGGUCUUUCCACUGUUGCCCGGUUUAACUUUGAGGCCUUCCGCUUUGUUCAGCAUCGUGACAGGGCCAAGUCCAGCAUCUACUUGCACUGCAUACUGAGGCUCUGUGAACCGACUAAUUGUCAAGUGCUGCUGUCUUCUUGUAAUGCCAGAAGAAAACGGUCUUUGAGUCCAUUUGGGGAAGAAACCAACGACUCAGCCACUGUCUCAGUUGGACCUCUUUACACGGCUAGAGAAGAUGUACCAAAUGCAGCUGCCUACAGUAAUAAUGUGGCUCCAGGGAAGGAUGACGUAGACGUGGCAGGUCUGGUGGUGGGGAUGGUGUUUGGAUCAGCUGCUGCUGCCUUACUGGUUCUUGGUGGCUGGUUUGUCCUGAAGAAGUAUUAUUGGGUUGGAGGACGAUCUCAAGCAUUUGAAUGAGCUUUCAAAUUGUCUUGGACUUUUUAUCUCUUGCCAGGUUGUAAUUUAGGGCACAAAAUUAGAUUUUUGUUGUUGAUUAAUCUUAAUACCAGAUGUUCUUGACAAGUGACCAUGUAAUUCAAGCAAGUGCUUUUUAUUUUUUAAUUAUUUUUAUUUUACAUGUGUGUACUAGUGCAUUUAACAGUCACUUAACAGUUAGGAAGGAACAGUAAACCUGAACUGUGAAAAAGAAAAGUUAGUUCUGUAAGCUAUUGAAAAAAAACACAGAAACUUUAAUGAAGGUAUACGUUUUCUUUUAUAAUAAAUGUACAUCUCUCUGCAACAUGUAUUGCACAUAAUCUCUAAUCCAUUGCUUAAAGCACUUUUGAGUAAAAUGGAGUGUCUGUCUUAAA
Cololabis saira (Pacific saury) is the source of this 1644-nucleotide messenger RNA. RefSeq names its product zona pellucida-like domain-containing protein 1. Gene Ontology annotation, cellular component: cell surface. The record is from RefSeq and is a predicted model, not a curated record. Lineage: Eukaryota; Metazoa; Chordata; Actinopteri; Beloniformes; Belonidae. Bases 32 to 1252 code for a protein of 406 amino acids. The transcript has 10 exons.